AAGAAGAGGCCAGUUGCAAUGAAUCGAUGGUCCGGUUACCUGCUGGGAUGGAUGACCUUCCUCUACAUCUGGGAGACAAGUGGAGAAAUUCCUAAGCUGAGGUCACUGGGCUAGCACGAGUUCAUGAAACCCUGGCUCCGUAUGUCAAAGGGUCAGAAGGACUCAUGUGUGUUUCCCUUCGUCUACAAGGGGUCUACUUACUUCUCUUGUAUCAAAACCAACAGCCUGUCCCCUUGGUGUUCGACAAAAGCCGUUUACGAUGGACAGUGGAAGUACUGUAUGGAGGAGGAUUACCCACGAUGCAUCUUCCCCUUCAUCUAUCGAGGAAGGUACCAUAACAACUGCAUCACGGAGGGUGGCUUCUUCAGAAAGCUGUGGUGUUCCGUCACCUCCAGCUUUGAUGAGAAGCAGCAGUGGAAAUACUGUGAAACAAAUGAGUAUGGGGGAAAUUCUUUCAGCAAGCCCUGUGUCUUCCCCUCCGUCUACAGAAAUAGCAUGAUCUUUGAAUGCAUUGAGAGUGAAAGCAACAGACUGUGGUGCCCGACCACGGAGAACAUGGAUGAGGACGGGAAGUGGAGCCUCUGUGCCGACACUAGAAUUUCUUCACUGGUUCCUGGCUUUCCCUGCCACUUCCCAUUCAACUACAAAAACAAGAAUUAUUUUAACUGUACCAGCAAAGGAUCAAAGCACAACCUUACGUGGUGUGCAACCUCUUACAACUAUGACCAGGACCACACCUGGGUGUACUGCUGAUGCAAAGGUGAGGUGCAUAGCAUACCUGGGCAAUGCCGCUGUGAAGGUGACAUCCGUCCCUUCCAGCACGAUUCGCUGGGGUUGCCAGCAAGGUGAGCUCCCUGUCCCAGAGAUGAGGUGAAGUGGGGGUGGGGGAGGGACGGGGACAGCUUCCCAGAUUAGUAAGAGGUGGAUGAACCAUUUUGGACCCAGAAAGGUGCCGUGCCAAGUGUUAGGUCUGGGAAGUCUUGGGUGUGCAAAGUAGGAGAAUGGA
Messenger RNA from Herpailurus yagouaroundi (jaguarundi), 1006 nucleotides. RefSeq names its product epididymal sperm binding protein 1 (gene ELSPBP1). Gene Ontology annotation, cellular component: cell surface. Gene Ontology annotation, biological process: sperm capacitation. NCBI's taxonomy places the organism in Eukaryota, Metazoa, Chordata, Mammalia, Carnivora, Felidae. Gene Ontology annotation, molecular function: heparin binding. The record is from RefSeq and is a predicted model, not a curated record.